GGGAAGAAAACAAGAGCAGGAGAGCUGGAAUCAGUCAGGCAGCUGUAAAGAAGAAAAUAAGCCACAGUUUCAAUGAGUGGACUGCUUUCCUCGUGAGGAGCAGCAGGAGCUCCGAGUGCUACUUCACUCCCUGCAUCCCUCUCUACGAAGCCCAGCUGGAGAAGCAGCAGAGCACUCUGUAAGUGACACCAAUCUAAUUAAUUAAUGACUCUCAGCGUCAGCACUGUGGCUGCUGGGCUAGCAGGAAGGCAGCAACGAAGGGCCGGGACAGCAUGAAACGUCUUCUGGUAAAUGCUGUAUGCUGCUGACAGCCAGCUCGGUUAUUCAUCACCUCUCCUGCUUUGGGCUACAGCACAGAACAAGUCAGAGAUUAUUCCGGGCAGAGAAGAUGGCGUGGGAUCCACCCUUGCAACAUCCUCUCUACUGGAUGAGGUCUUCCUCCCUCUUCUUAUCUUGCUCCAGAGCUGCUGUGGCACAGUUAAUUGAGGCCACCACAGAACCCCCCAAAAAGAAACCGGAUCCUGUCACUUCAGAGACGGUGGUGAUCUGGGGGCUGCGCCUCUGGCAGGUGAUUGGUAUCUUUGCCAUCUUUGUCCUGGCAGUCAUUAUUACCCUGUGCUGUAUCUUCAAGUGCCGUAUUCCCCGGACAAAGAAAGAGAUUGAGGCACGAUAUGCUCAACGGCAAGCAGCCAAGACAUAUGCAGACAAACUGGAGACUGUGCCACCACUCAAUGAGCUGACAGAGAUCCCUGGAGCUCAGGUAGCAGAAGAGAAAAAGGAAGAAGUUCCCACUGUCUCUGGAAAAGUGGACAAGGCUCAGGGUAAGAAAGAUGCAUCCAAAGGCUCCAAGAAGAAGGAUGGUGAGAAGGACCAGAAAGAAGGAUCCAAGAAAGAAGGGAAGGAUGCCAAGAAAAAAGAUGGAGAAAAAGGAGAAAAGGGAGAAAAGGGAGAAAAAGGCAGUAAUGACAAGAAACAAGGUGGUGGAAAGAAAGGUGAAAAAGAAGGUGAAGCAGCAAAAUCAGGAGGAAGCUCCAAAGCUAAUGGCAAAGCUGGUGGGAAUGCCAAAGCUCCAGCGAAGAAGAAGUGACCCUGCUGAAAGACUGCUGGCAGUAUUUCGGGCAGGGCAGUGCUGUAUUUUUGUGGAUGGAGCACCGGGAGCAGAUAGCACCCGCUGUCUCCAGGUACUCAGGCUGUUGAGUGCCAGUAGAUGUACGGAUUGAUUCUGUUUUGAAGACCACAUUGCUAUUUUUUUUUUUGUCCACCAAAGGAAAAUCUGACAAUUUGGCUGGACAGUGGCCUGCAAAAAUAUGCACUGUAGGUACUAUGUGAUAAUAACUGGGACUAAACUACAGUCUGCAGCAAGAAACUGCUGUGUGGAUAAGCAUGGAAACAGACGGAGAUGUGCAUUCCUUAAACUAAUAGGAGGACAUUGGGAGUUUGUUUAAAUUUAUUCUUCAUGAAGACUUAGAGGCUUUUGAUGAACAUAACUAACGCUCACAUCCUCCUGCACGGAGUUUGCACAUUUUAGGCAUUAAUGCAAUUCUCAAUGCUAAAACCCAAAGAUUGGAGUUUUCUGAGUCACAGCGUAUGCGGUUCCUGAGAGUUGACUUGGACACGUGGGAGAAAGCUUUCCUUCCUAUUUCUCAGAAGGUGUAUCCACCUUUUUCUCUUUUCUGAUGAAAGGCACAUCAAUCAAACUGCAGGAAGAUGUGCAAAGGAUAAAAAGGCGGACUGUGUGAGCAGGAGCUGCCCCUAGUUUGUUAUCUCUUCCAAGGAGGCUGCAGAUGUCGAGAGCCCUCUGAGAUAAAGGAGAUGUGAAAGCCCAGCACGUUGCUGCAGAACUCAGGAUCUCCAGGGUGUGUUCGUAUCUUCUCUCUUCCUGAGCAGAUUUGAAGCCACGGAUUUUGCUACACUUCCACAUUUCUCUCACCUCCCGGAGAAUUUUCUGGAGUUCUUGUAAGAGCAGUGGAUUUUCUCCUUGUGUGUUUUGUAAAUAUCCCAACAACUUAUGCCUCAAGAUUAACAGCCGUGAUAGCAUGGAGUAUUCAGGCUCACAAAUAUAACACAUUCACACGAAUGAGAGUUUGCAACCUACCUUGAUGAUUAAAUCUCUCUCCACUGUCUCUGCUGGGCACACCGUCUGUCAUUAUAUAGAGCAGCGUAAUUUUGUCUGCACCGUAGGGCAAGGAGGGAACCAAAUGGGUCUCUGUGAUCCCUGUGGGUCCCCUCCAACUUGGGAUAUUCUAUGAUUCUACCAUCUCCAGAAGGUUAUAAGUCUCAAGCCCCGGUGAGUUAGGUUUAUAUGAAUCCAUCUAUUUUCUAUCCGUUCUGUGGUUUCAACACACAGAGAGCUGAUCUAUCCCUGCAAAGACGUUUCUCAUUUGUCCCAUCUUACCUUUCUCUUUUCUCCUUUUCAGCCCAUCCCAUUCUGAAUGCAAAACAAAGGGCAUUAUUUUCUAUUGUAUUAAUGAGGUAAUCAGCUCAUGAAACGCCUCAAAACCACUACAGCUAGUGAAGGGAUCGUGUAGGAUUUACAAAAUCAUAGAACAUCCCAAGUUGCAUGGGACCCAUAGGGAUCAUCGAGUCCAACUCACAGACUUGAGUAACAUGGAUAUGAAAGAUGUUCACAACCACAUAAAUAUUUGGUAGUAGAGUGAAUGGUGUCAAUUCACUGGCUCCAGGGAUAAUCUAGCAUUCUAUACAGAAAGCAGUUCUAAUUCUAUGUGCAAACAAGUGUUUGGAGCCCUAAAUAUCCAUCCACUACCAUGUAACCCAUGAUGAGUAUAAAUAGAAUCAUAGAAUUAUAGAGUCAUUAAGGCUGGAAAAAACUACUAAGAUCAAGUCCAACCCCAACCCACCCCCACCAUGCCCACUGACCACAUCUCCACUGUUCUGAGACACCUCCAAGGAUGGUGACUCCACCUCCUCCCUGGACAGGUGUGCCACUGCAUCACUGCUCUUUAGGAGACUAUAUUAUUCCUAAUAUCCUAUCUGAACUUCCCCUGGCACAACUUAAAGCCAUUACCUCUUGUCCUGUCACUAUUACCUUGUAGAAAGGCCUGACCCCCACCUUGCUACACCUUCCUUUCAGGUCACUGUAGGGAGUGAUAAGGUCUCCCCCGAGCCUCCUCUUCUCCCGACCAAACAAUCCCAGCUCCCUCAGCUGCUCCCCAUAAGAUUUGUAUUCCAGACCCUUCAUGAGUAAAAAGCCAGGCAGAACAGCUUCCUCCUUAGCCUGAGAGGUCUCCGUUGCACAGGCUUAUGGCACAGGACAAUUACCAAACUGUGGGUAGGAUCAGGAAAAAGGACUUUUAUCCACCACUGGAGCAAAUGGGAAUAUAAGAGUCAUAUAGACAGCUGGGGAGGAAGCAGUUAGGGAGAAUAAUUAAAAAAAGAAAUACUUACUUUCAGGCCAUUCUCAUUGCCUGUGUGCACAGAGGUCAGUCCCUGGGAACUGCACAGCUGAGCUUACUGUGUAUUUUGGGGUCUAAGUGGAUGCCUAUAUCUUACAGACUCCAGUUCACAGGUAUAAGCCUCUGUAGAAUGGGAUCCAGAUGUGAUCAGGGCAAGAAGGCCCACUUCCCUGUCCUGUAGCUUUGAGAAGGACCAGCCCAGGCUCACCUGGAUGAGUACAUCACCUUGUCUCCUAUUUGUCACAGUGUGUGGGUAGAAUGAAGAGAAUGCAUUACAGUGAGUUGCAGACAUUCAGAAAAACGUCUCACCUAACAAAGCUUGUCAUAAUAGAUGAAGUAACCAUGGAAGGAACUAAAUGUAUAGGUAUGGCCCAAAAAUGAUGUGCAUUUUCUCCAAGCCUGUAUUACAGUGGUGAGUAUAUUAUUGAGAUGAGUAUUACUGAGAAGUGUAUUACACAUCUCAGUGAGUGUAAAGUAACAUUGCUGGAAUUGAGUACAUUGACUAAAAUAAGUGAGAUGAGAAUGACUUUUCACACCACCAGAUGGAGAAAUUGCACUGGAAAAAAAUACAUCCACAGCUUCUGAAGCUUUGCAAAAUGAUUCAUUAAUGACAAAAUUGGAGAUACACUAAUUUCUCUGGAAACAUAAGUGUGACAACAAAUCCAAAAGCAGGAUUUAAGACUCAAGGCUCAUACACCCAGGUAUUAAUGAUCAUAUCUCUGCUUUCAUUAUGUGGUGUGUGCAUGACAUGGGUGGUAAGAAGGAAUCAAACAGAUAAUGCAGUCAGGAUGAGAAGGACUCACAGGAUCUCCUGCUCUCCACUAGAGGGGACUUUGUUCUUCCUCUAUAAUAUCUGAGACAACUUUAAAGGCAGUUUGUGCUGGAUGGUUUUUGUCUUAUUUGUGGUGUUAAACUGAGCCUGGCUUUUGUUACGUCUCUUCUUUGAUCUAAAGAAGACUUCCACAGCAUCACUUUGUCUACCUGAGCCAUCUUCUUUUUUCCAGUGUUAUUCUUCCUUUUCUUAAUGGAUGUGACAGUUGGCCUAAAAUCCCACCAAUGAUAUAAGAGUCAUCAGGAAAGCAGUUAUCGCCUUCGGGGGAUGAAGGUUGAGCUGGACUGUCCCCAGAAGGCUGCAAUAAGGAUCAUGAGUGGAUGAGCAAGUCAACAGGAGAGGGCUGGGAAGCUGGAGUUUUGAAUUUCAUCCUGGUUUAUUUCAGAAAGAAAACGCCCAUGGAUAAACUGCAGGCAUUAUUAUUAUUGUUGUUGUUAUUUCCCUCAACUCCCUCCACUGUUUUCACUUUUGAUGUUACUGAUGAAAAGCAUUGUAAAAAAUGAGCAUAGACUUGUUGCCAGGAGAUUGUACAACCACAGUACAUCCAUUGCUAGCCAGUUGCAUGAUAGCCUUUCAACACACAGCUUUCUCUGAAAGAUGGAACCCCCUGGAGUUAUUAAAACAUCCCCAGAGACUCCCAAAGAAAAAUAAUAUUCUUUUUGUUCUCUUUUUGUGUACUUUCUUACACAGUGUGACUCUGAACCAACUCUGGUUUCAUACAGCAGGUGUAAGUAUUAGAGAGGGCUCUGCCCUCUUUGUGCCCAUCUCCCUUUUGAGAUGGAUCAAGGAAGAAAUCUGGAUCAGCAAUGCCACCCUGAUCACUUCAUUAGACCCACGAAGAACAAAUGAGGCCUUCCCUGGCACUGGGAGAUUCCUUCUUCCACCAAGUGACGUGGAGUCCCAAACCUAACACAAAACUCUUUCUCCUUCCAGUGGCCAAAAUGAAGAAACAAGUGAACAAAUGGAUCAACCCCCAAAUACUUCCAGGACUGGAGAUGGAACAUUUCACCUGUAGGUCAUGGUUGAUCUUUAUGUUAUGGGGAUGAUUGGCCUUUUUUUUGUUUGUCUUUUUUUGUGAUAUUUUUUUUUUUUUGGUAGGCUUAAAGAAAAAAUGUUCAUUUUCAGAAAUAAAGAGUUUCCAAAAGCUCUUCUUUCCCUAU
This is a messenger RNA of Gallus gallus (chicken), 5405 nucleotides long. RefSeq names its product transmembrane inner ear (gene TMIE). The transcript is spliced from 4 exons. Lineage: Eukaryota; Metazoa; Chordata; Aves; Galliformes; Phasianidae. Bases 299 to 1087 code for a protein of 262 amino acids. The record is from RefSeq and is a predicted model, not a curated record.